ACGAAGUAGUAGUAUAAAAUUGGCACGCCCAGUUGCAUUUUACUCGGAGAGACUUGCUGCUGAUCAAGUAAUCCUUUCAAUUCGUUACAGAACACACACAGAUCGAACAGAGAGAUAGUAAGAGAUGGCAAUUCUGAAGAGUUGUUCAAUUGACAGUGAGAUCGCCCUCAUCGGCGACGAUCUUCUGUCGGAGAUAAUCGUCAGGCUCCCGUUCAAAUCCGUGGCGCGCUCCGCCUGCGUCUCCAAGGAUUGGCGCGCCGCCGUCUCCGACGACUACCUCCGCCGCAGGCUGCCGCUGCUCAUGACCACCGUGUACUUCCCCGACGACGACGCUGUCGCCGCCGGCGGCGGAGGUGGAGGUGGCCCGCGGUUCGCGUGCGCGGCGUCCGACGGCAACGAUGGUCACCGCCUCGAGGACUGCCACCUCGGGUUCUUGCCGGAACGCGGCGGCGUUGUGGUAUGCGACGGCUGCAAUGGCUUGCUGCUCUGUCGAUCGCCCGGCACGCCGGAGUUCUUCGUCGUCGACCCGGUGACGAGGCGGUGGGCGGCGCUCCCGGCGCCGGCGAAGGCGGCGACGCUGUCCGUGCUGGCGUUCGACCCGUCCACCUCGCCGGACUACCGCGUGGUCAACUUCACCGGGUGGCGCGACCGCGGCGCGGCGGUGGAGGUGUUCUCAUCGGCGACGUGGGCGUGGACGGCGCGCGACACGGAGUUCGGCGGCGUCCCGGCGAGCUCGCUCUCCGGCUCGAUGCACUACCACGACGGCAUCCUCUACAUCCUCGCCUCCGAACCCGACUGCCUCGUCUCCCUAAACCUCGCCGACUUCUCAUCCACGGCGGCGGUGAUCGACCUCCCCGAGCCGGUGGACGGCGGCGACGCCCACGUCGCGCACUCCGGCGGCCGGCUGCACUACAUCUUCCGCGACGGCGAGCUUCUCAAGGUCUGGGAGCUCGACGACGACGACCAAUGGCGGCCGAAGCAUGCCGUCAAGGUGGAACACCUCGCGCAUGGAGGAGGCGAGGUGAGGUUCUUGGCGAUGCACCCGGAGGAGGAGGACGUGGUGUACACGUGGUCGCCAUGGAAGGUGGUGGAGCACGAUCUGAGGAGGAAGACGACGACCUGCCAUUGCCAAGCUUGGGAGUUUGGUGAGGGGGAGAGGAAUCGUGUCGUCAAGGCGUGGCUCGUGCCGUCGUCGUGCUACCUAUCGGAUUGCUUAGCUCAUUGUCCCGUGAAGUGUUGAUGAUUUAAUUAAUUUGUAAAUCUGUUUCAAUUAUUUUAUUUUAGUUUGUUGCUUGCGAAGUGUAAAGAGAGAGAUCGUUUACGCCACCGACGUGUAGCUGGAUGCAUUGUGCGUGUGUUCAUGUUGUUGGUAACUGUAAAUGCAAUAAAUGGUGCAGAUUUUGUUAAUAGUAUAUCUUUACUGGAUCAAA
Molecule: messenger RNA, 1430 nt
Organism: Oryza sativa Japonica Group (Japanese rice)
Lineage: Eukaryota; Viridiplantae; Streptophyta; Magnoliopsida; Poales; Poaceae
Product: putative F-box/kelch-repeat protein At1g15680
Molecular function (GO): protein binding
Source: RefSeq, a predicted model, not a curated record